UGUAACCAAGCAUCACACACAACACAGUUCACUAGAGCGAGCUUGGACACACUCUGCUGCAUGCAUGCUUAUAAAAUUGGCCAAACCAAUUAAACCAACUAACCAAAGCAAAUCAAGCAGCAUAGAAUUAGAAUCUCUAACUCUCACGGUUUCAUCAAAUCUGAGUCUGAGAUUCACAAAAAUGGGUGCUUCCAGUCACAACUCUGACCUCAUUGACUGCUCCAGCGGAAGUUCCAAAAAGCAAUUGCAGACGGUGGAGGUGAAAGUGAGAAUGGACUGCUGCGAGGCAUGUGUGAAGAAGGUCAGGAAGGCAGUCAAGGGUAUGGAAGGGGUAAACUCCGUUGAGAUUGAGCGCGAGGCAAACAAGCUCACCGUUACUGGCUAUGUUGAACCCUCUGAUGUCGUGUCCCGCAUCGCUCACCGCACUGGGAAUAAGGCAGAGAUCUUGUCCUAUGUUUCAUACGAAGACGUCGGGGGAAUAAGGCAGAGAUCUUGUCCUAUGUUUCAUACGAAAACGCCGUGCCCGACGUCGUGCCCAGCAUCACUGGUUCAAAGGCACAGAUCUGGUCCUGUGUUCCAUACGACGAUGUCGUUAGUAAUAUAUAUUUAUUUAUCUGUUUUAUUGUUUUACUUUCUUUAGUGGUCAGUUCUACUUGUAUGGUUUAGCAAGUGGCCUAUUUAAAGCAUUGAAUUUAUAUCAUAUGUAUCUAUAGGUUAAACCAAUGUUCAUAGAGUGUCCUUCAUGAAAUUCCUCAAACUGUCACUUUCUUUAGUUCCAAUCAAGGAGUCACUUUCUGAAAAUCUCAUUUCGGUAGCCAUUCAGUCUUGGUUUUACCUUUAAUGACAUGGAUUGAUUUCAGAUGAAGGGGGAAGUUGUGACAAUAAUAAGCAAAAUGUCUAGCUUUAGAACGAAAAGUAGAAAAAUCUUACUAAAAGGAUAAAGAGCAAAGCUCUCACUUGUGAAGGGGAGAAGUUCCUAGUGUGAGGGAGAAGUCCCCCUUGAGAGGGAGGGUAACGGCGUCUUGCCUCUUGUACGUUUUCUCGCUGAGCUUUGCAACAGUAUUAAUGGACAAUGUUUAAACAACUUCAAA
This is a messenger RNA of Lotus japonicus, 1091 nucleotides long. RefSeq names its product heavy metal-associated isoprenylated plant protein 26-like. The coding region runs from base 65 to 640 and encodes 191 amino acids. NCBI's taxonomy places the organism in Eukaryota, Viridiplantae, Streptophyta, Magnoliopsida, Fabales, Fabaceae. The transcript is spliced from 2 exons. Gene Ontology annotation, molecular function: metal ion binding. The record is from RefSeq and is a predicted model, not a curated record.